AUGGGGCUAACCGUUUCCUCAGAUGGUGGUGGUGUGCGCGGCCUCUCUUCUCUCCUGAUCUUGAGAUACCUUCUGGUUCUUGUGACUCAGGUGUUGGUCGAGAAUGGAAAGCUACCGGCCGGACAUCGCAUGGUCAAACCACAAGAUCUCUUUGACAUUGCCGUCGGUACCAGCACGGGUGGACUAAUCGUCCUCAUGAUGGCCAAAUUGGACAUGUCCUUGGACGAAUGCAUAGAACAGUACAAGAAGCUGUCGAGAGACAUCUUUGCAAAGCAGCGUCCAAUUCUCAAGCGAGUCUUCGGCUCUGAUCUGUCGAAAUAUUCGGGCAAGAGGCUCGAAACAGCCGUUGAGGAUUUGUUGAAGUCCAGCAAUCAACCAGUCGACCUGGAGAUGCGGUCGGCCACUCAGCAGAAUAACAUGAGAGGCACCGUCCUCUGCCACGAGAUGCCACUCCGGAACGAUGUUUUCUUUUGCACGGAUGAAUGCCAGGGACCGUAUAGACACCAUAUGCUGAGGCACGAUCUCAAAGUACGGCAUGCUGCACGAGCGACUUCUGCAGCUCCCUCAUAUUUUGAAGAGAUGAUUAUCGAAGAGAGAGCUUUUGUGGACGGUGGUUAUGGCAAGACCAACAAUCCUUCGUGGGAAAGUCGAAUCCACUAUGAAGCGAAUCACGAGGUUGCCACCACCAGACAGCUCGUCAUGAUCAACAUCGGAACCGGGACGCUACCGCAGAACGCUGAUAUUCCGCGGCUCCAGAAGCACCCGUGGUGGACGAGACUCUUGCCAAAGAGCCUAGUGACAAUGUCUCAUCUUUUGGCAGACCUUGUCAAAAUGGCCACGAACUCUGAGGAUGUAGCAAGUCAGUUGGAGUAUCUAUCGGAAGAUAACCCCGAACGACUUUUCUACAAGCGAUUCAGCGCCGACACAGGCAUCCAUGACAUCAAAUUGGACGACUGGCAGGCCGUGGUGGGCGCCAACGGUCCGAGUGUCAUCGAGACGAGGACAGAAGCCUAUCUCAACGACGCAGCCGUCCGCAGCAAGUUGAGACAAGCAGCGACAAAGCUGGCAGAAGUCUAUGUUCAACGUCAAGAACACGUCGACGCACCCUCCUCGACAAAUGAAGUGAACAUCCAGGAAGAUAUCAACGUCUCUGUUGUCUCGGUCGUGCCCAUCCCGUUGAAUGUUGCUCAUGCAGUACCAAGCCUGGUGACAGGAUCUGAAUUGACGCGGUCCCCUGGUCCUUCCCCACCACGGACUCCAGAUGUACAAAUAGGCCAAGGAUCAACAGGACAGCCAGUGGAUGUUGCCCAGAACAAGGAAAUCCUGCAAGGCCAAGGGGGACAGUUUGAACAGACGAUUCCUGGCCAUGGCAACUGCGACGCACCUACCUCGCCACCUAUAUCUAUCACUGUCUGA
Molecule: messenger RNA, 1416 nt
Organism: Fonsecaea multimorphosa CBS 102226
Lineage: Eukaryota; Fungi; Ascomycota; Eurotiomycetes; Chaetothyriales; Herpotrichiellaceae
Exons: 1
Coding region: 1-1416 (471 amino acids)
Biological process (GO): arachidonate metabolic process
Cellular component (GO): membrane
Source: RefSeq, a predicted model, not a curated record